Molecule: messenger RNA, 1974 nt
Organism: Drosophila simulans
Lineage: Eukaryota; Metazoa; Arthropoda; Insecta; Diptera; Drosophilidae
Exons: 2
Coding region: 612-1850 (412 amino acids)
Source: RefSeq, a predicted model, not a curated record
UUCCGAAUAUUCAUGUCAACACAAUUCUGAGCUUAAAAUUGUGGAAAGCGGAUGUGUCUAUAAAUUUGGUUAAUGUUUUAGACAAUAAUUAUUUGUGUACAAAUUAUAAUAGCACUUAUCUUAUCUCCAAAUAUCGACUAAUGAUCACUAAUUAAAUGAUUAGAUUAGAUUACCCUACGUCCUUCAGCAGAGCUUAGCUCUUUUCUUGAAAGCUCCGAUACUCCAACAUAAGGGCGGAUACUUCCAAUUAUAAGGUUGAUGAUGAAUGGGAUUCUUGGGUUAUCCUUUGGCCUUGGUGAUCUUGUAGUGUCGUCACAAAGGGCACGGUGGAUAGAGUAGUUGGUGUUGAUUGAAGUGUCGAUUUGUUCUCUCAUAUAUUUCUGGUCUAAAUACUUAUGCCCACUAGUGUAUUUAACCAUUGAUUUCAAAAUUGAGUGAAAGCUUCGCUAGUAAUCAAUUCUUUGAUAGUGUUAUCUAACCUUAUCUUCGAAGGUAGGUUCCAGGUGCCAUGAUGGUGACGGUGCCAUAGCCUCCACUCAGCCACUGCAGUUGACACUGCAUUUUGCGCCUAGCCGGUCGUCCCAGAAAUUUGAAGAGCCAAACAGUUGAUAAUGGCACAUUCAAUGCUGAAACUGGGGCUGACGUGUGGAAUACUCCACCUGCUGACCUUUGCAGUCAUCGCCGAGGAUCAGCUGAAAAACAACACGAUAGUGGUGCAUACUCCUCUCCAGAACUACGAUCAACCCAAUCUCCAGGACUACGAACAAUGCCAGGAGAACAGGGACAAUUGCAUCAAUGUUUGCGCUGGCAAACAGUCGUGCGAGGACGAGUGUCCUGUGUGCCCGGACCUGUACGUCAAGCCCCUAAUGGUUCAGGGCAUUAACGACACGGAUAUAGUGGCACCACCCCAGGCACCUAUUAAUACGACCAACAUUAUUCGGCUGACCAACGAUAUCAACAAUAUAAUCGAACACCAAAUCCAAAAUCGCAAUGAGGUCAAUGUCCAGGUGAGGCAGAAUGUCUCGCAGGUGGGAGGACGUUUUGGACUGGGCUACACUGACAAGGGAUCCUGUUGUUAUGUGGUGCGUUUCACUCGGGAGUGUGAGAAUGAGGGUGGACGCGACUGCAGAGAGAGAAGCCGUCAGCGGGUCUGUGGCGAAAAGUGUCAGGCCAGAGUGAUGUUGGCCAAAAGAGUGGUGCAGUGUGAAGACGAUGACUCCGACAGGUGUCACGAAACCAUCGAAUAUGUGCCACGGCGGAGGAGAGCCCUCCAUCGGAAGACAACCGAAGCUACACGGUGUCAUUACACUGGCAACAGUUGGCCCUACUUCAAUUGCGGACAGAAUCCAGGCCAAAGUAGUGAUUUUGCCCAGCCUACGAGGCCUAAGACCUCUAUCUGCGAGCACUGCCUCAAUUAUCCCUAUGGAUACAUUCUGCAAUAUGGUGUGCCCGCCCACUGUGCCGGUUGCUUCCAGGGAUACGGAGCUCCCCUCAUGUAUAAUCCUCCUUGGAUGUACAAUCCAUAUUAUGUGGCAUAUCCGCCCUUUAACAAUGUACCGACCAUACAGAACAAUAACAAUGGCAACAGAGAUGACACCAGUGUAGAUAAAGCCAUUGCAGAUGAAGAGGCCGAUGGAUGGCAUUUAUGUGACGACAUCGAAAAAUGCCAAGACGCGCUGGACAAAGGCUCGCAGAACAACGGGUCACCUGAACAUCUGGAACAGCCACCAGUCAAUGAUGGGGACGACGACGACGACUACAACGUUGCAGUCCAGCGAAGAAGACGCCGUCAAAGCCGUACCCACUUUGUGAGAUCAGCCUACAGCAAACGCAAUCGCAAGAACAACUGAUCAAUUCCAGAUUAAACCACAAGCUCUCGAGAUUAUUUCUGAUUAACAAAACCUAAGGUGUCUUCAUAUAACUACUACAUUUCUCUACAUAUUUUACUGAAUAAAAGUGUUUUUGCUAACGAAA